Polyodon spathula (Mississippi paddlefish) is the source of this 12514-nucleotide messenger RNA. RefSeq names its product BAH domain and coiled-coil containing 1b (gene bahcc1b). NCBI's taxonomy places the organism in Eukaryota, Metazoa, Chordata, Actinopteri, Acipenseriformes, Polyodontidae. The record is from RefSeq and is a predicted model, not a curated record. Gene Ontology annotation, molecular function: chromatin binding.
ACAAUAACAUGUUUUACGUGUAUACAAUAAUGGUUAAUUCUGUUAAAUAAACACAUUUGUCAGUUUAUCCAAUAAGUGUUCGGUCAAACAAAAUUCUGACGUGGAGUGGAGCAAAAACAAAACAAACAGUGACAGCACUGUAAUUAAUUAAGAAGAAAAAAAAAAAACCCAAAAAGAAACGUUUUAAUCAAAACAUGGCAUGAGACGGGAGCCAGCGGUGUAAAAUUGUAUGUGUAUCUGUGUAAUUGCUUUGUUUAACGUCUUUGUAAAAGCCACCCAAACCAGGGCAGCAUAUUUAAAAUUCAUGCAAAUUAUUUCGCGUUAUGGUUUUCCAAAGAAAAACGAGCGCUGUACAUCUAAAAAUGAGUUUUAAUUUCUCAUUAUGAUACCGAAGCACUGUACUGUAGAACAUUGGUUUGAAUAUGAUCACUCAUGCAACAAUGUAACUGCUUAUCAGAUAUUGUACGCUGUAAUGUUAUUCCUUUAUUUUUUUCUGUAAGCUAAUUAAAGAAGAAGGCAUUAUUUUCCCGAUUCUUGGUUUAAUUGUGGCCCUUUGAGCUUAGAUAAGAUUAUACACUAUAUUAGAGGAGACAAGGGAGGCAGAGCCCCCUCCAACUUUUCAAAGAAAAAAGAAAAAACUGCAAAAUAUAAUAAUGUUCUCUAAAAUUUACCAAACCAAUUUCACCUAGAUUCAACAUUCUUAAAUUAACAGCAAUUCUGGCUGUGAGUGACGCACUUCCAGUACUAGCAGUGGCAGAUGGUGUGGUUGGGGGGAGAGGUGUUUCUUGUUUUGUUUUUUUUUAUGAGGGGAGCCGCUGCCUCCAUGUCAAACGCCUAUCUCUCAUUAAACACAGUACAGGAGCAGCAGCAGCAGAAGAUCACGUGACCUGAGCACGGGUUUUAAUAGGAGGAGCCCAGAGUUUGUGUUUUUUUCAGAGGAGGCAAUGCCUCCAAUUACACAACCCUGCCUAUCUGAAACACAGCAGAGGAAGUAGCAGCACAGGUUUUAAUUGGAGGAAAGUGGUGAUUGAAAUGACUUGUUUCGUUUUGCAACCCAUCAGAGAAAAUAAUGGGAAGGUACUUUUUUAGCUGGAAAAGCCAGCGAUCUGCUGAAGAGAAGAUCGAGUCGAAGCUCUAAAAAGGAUUAUAUUUUGGUGUGUUUUUGCUUCUCCGAUUCCUCCCCUCCUCGGGUUUGGAUUUAUCAGUUCGAGCUCUAUGGAAGGCCGGGAUUUCGCUCCUCCGCCUCACCUCCUGUCUGAGCGGGGCGCGCUGGUUCACCGUGCCGCGUCUCGGAUCACUUCGGCCGGCCACAGCUCCAUGCAGCACCCCGGUCACUUCCAGCCGGGAAAAUACUACCCAUCUCCCAUUCCCAUGGCUCCACACUCAGGAAGUGGAUUGAUGGGGAACUCGUCUGCCUCCUUCAUGGGCACUCCGUCCAGGUCGUCGGAGCCGAGCGGGGGGCGCGUGGGGGGAGUGGGGAGCCCUCCCCCCUCCUCCCCCUCAGAGCCCCCCUUCCAUGGGGGGCCACACUCCGGGGCCUCGCAGAUCUGGUUCUCCCACUCCCACGAAGCCCCAGGGUAUCCCCGCUUUUCAGGCAGUCUGGCCUCCACCUUCCUUCCCAUGAGCCACUUGGAUCACCACAGCAACAGCAGCGUCCUGUACGGGCAGCACCGUUUCUAUGACACACAGAAAGAUAACUUCUAUUUGAGAAGCCUCCCCUCCCAGCCAACACUGCUCUCAGCUAAUCACGGAUUCCCGGCUAUCUCACGGGCAGCACCAGGGCACCCUCUGGGGUCCUGCAGCCGCGAGCGGGACUCAGGAGGGGGAGGGAGCGGCCUGCAGAAGAGCCUGAAGGAAGGGGGUGAGAGGGGGGUGGCGCUGGGCUCGAAAGAGAAAGAGAGGGCCAGUAAGCAAGAGGCUAAAGAAAGGCAGCAGCAGCAUCAACAACAACAGCAUCACCAACAUCAUCACCAGCAGCAGCAGCAGCAGCAGCAAGCCUCGCUGGAAGAGGAAAGCAACAGAGCACUGGAGCGACACAAAGCAAGUCUGCCUCCCGAGAGUGGCCACUGCAAAGAGGACUCGCUGGGCAGGGGAAAGCACCUCAGUGCCUGCCUGGUGAAUGCCAAGAUGCUGAAUGGAGACUCUGGUGGCAACACCAACACUAAGAGUGCCAUGUUAAGCUGUGGGGGUGGGGGUGCCCAGACCAGGCAUGUUGGAGGGGGCAGCAGUAGCCGCUGUGCCAAGAAUGGCAAUAGUACCGGUAACAGUAACAGCAAUAGCGGUGAGAUGAGGUUUAGCGGGCACCCCCAGGACUGCUUGGAGAGCCGACAGAUGCUCCACCAUUCCUACUCUGUCCCCCCUCCUCUCUCCAUGAACUCUGCAGCGGGGGCAGGAGGGGCAGGUGGGUUCCCCUGCCUCCAGCUACACACCACUCACCCUCACCACCAUCACCAUCACCACCCCCACCACCCUGACUUCUACUGCCCCCCUCCUCCACCCCCUCUUACCACACACUCCUCCCAGGACAAAGGGGGCGCCACUGGGCGUGAGCUGAAAGUCACCGGGCCCACUUUCGUGCCUUCCGUCGGACACCUGGGGGACAAGAACAGUGGGCCCUUCCAGCUGAGCAACCCUGAUUGCCGGGGUGGGGGUGGGGGCAGUGCCAAGGAUAGAACACUGGAGAAAAACAAUGGACAAAAUAACGGGGCGCCUCCGAGUAGCUGCCAGAGAAAGCAACAACAGCAGCCCUAUGGGAAGGCAGAUAAGGCUCCCGAUUGGCUUCAGAGUCACCAUCAUCACUUGCAGCAGCAGCAGCAGCAGCAGAAUCAAAGUGCGCGAUCCCGUAGUCUCGAAUGCAUCAACAGUGCCGACAUGGACCUGUUCAGACCCUCCCUCCCUCAGGGGGCGAAGGGAGGCCACUCGGGGAACCAUUCGGGGAAAAGCGGCCCUUACAUCAGCACCCCUCCCUUCCAGGACUGUUCCCACUCAGGUCCUUCCUCUACUACUCAAUCGUCCGAAGGGCUGACCUCGUCCAGUAAAGGAGGUCAACAUCAGGGCCGCGCUAACGGGAGCGGCUGCACUUUCGAGCGGGGUGGGCAGAAGGUGGCUCGCAUCAGGCACCAGCAGCACAGGCCUGGGCCUGAAGCAGGGGGUGACCUGGGCAACAGCGGGCAGGAGAUGAAGAGGAAGCUGGAGCUGGCAUCCCUUGGGUACAGCAACAGUGGGCAGCAACACCUGCCGCACUGGGCAGUGAGGGGGCAGCAGAUCCAGGCCGAGGAAGAGCAGAGGAGGAACUACCUGGAUUCUUUCAGCAGUGGCAACAGACAGCAGAGUCAACAAAAUCAACAGCAGCAGCAGCAGCAGCAACAACAACAAGGGAUGCCCCCCCAUAGCUCCAGCCAGCAGGAGACGCAAGCCUCUCAAGGGGAGAGCUCAGCUAUGAAGAGCCUUCUGAAGUACAGCAGCCAGCAGCAGCCCCUCUUGCUGGCCCAGAAGAGCCCGUUUGGAGGCCUGGGCAGCCUCAAGACCGCCAGCAGCAUCAAUAGUAGCAACAGCAGCACCAGCUGUGCCCUGCAGGACACCAAGCAGCCUCUGCCCCUGAGGAAGGGCCUUCCUCAUGACUCAGAGCGGCAGGACUGCGGUGGGGGACGGAGCAGGGAGGCGGGUGAUGGACCCCACGGCGAGGGGGAAGUGCGCCAGCCCCCUGUGGGUAUAGCAGUGGCUGUUGCCAGGCAGAGAGAGCCACAGAACCGCCCACCCGACGGGCAUCCCGGGCACAGUCGGCAGGGCAGGGUGCUGCCAGCCAUGAAAGGAGUCCCGCGCUCAGUGUUCCCUCUGGAUGCUGAGGGGGAGGAGGAGAGGAAGAGGCUCUGUGAGGAUCAGCUGGGACUGCCCUGCCUGGACCGGGACCGAGAACUCUUCAUCAGGGAGAACAAAGAGCGGGUGGAAUUUGCCAGAAUCCAUCCUUCCAGCAAUUGCCAUGGCGACCUUACCCCCCACCUCAUGGUGCCAGGCGGAACUUCCCUGCAGGCCAGCCAAUUAGGAGCGGACCCUGCGGCACAUGCCCAUCCAGCACAUCACCAUUGGAUGCCACGGACAGGAAGUCCCUCUUUGUGGAUGACCAGUCAUUCCUACGGGCUGAGCCACGCGGCUCUCCACCAGAAUCUCCCCCCUGGCUUCUCUGCGGCGAUGCCCAGCCCCCUGCAGCCUGUGCUGCCUCUGCCUCAGGACCCCUCUGCCCAGCUGGUCGUGCUACCCAGCGAGCCACCUGCACACCCCGCCACGCACCAUCUUGAUGUGAUGGAACAGCCCUCUCUGUGGCCCCCGAUGUACGGCGCGCGGGGCCCCGGCUCGCACAUGCAGCACCCCGUACAGCUGCCCAGCAUGUACUCGCGAUCCCAGUUUCUACGGCAACAGGAGCUGUACGCGCUACAGCAGCAGCAUCAGCACCACCAACACCAACAGCAGCAGCAGCAGCAGCAGAGAGCAGCUCAAGCCCUGGAGAUGCAGCAAAGACACUCCCACUUACAGCCCCAGAGGAAGCCCGAGGACCCCCCGACGGAGCUGGAGGAUCUCCUCACACAGAGGACUCAGAAGAGCGCCAAGCCGUUCUCCUACACCCCCGCCAAGAGCGUGCCGCCCCCGGCGGGCUGUGCAGCCAGACUGUCCCCCUGCUCCCGCUCUCCCUCCCUGCGGCCCCACCCCAAGAGCACGCCCUGCACUCCCUGCCCUGCACCCAGCCCCGCCACCGCCCCCCGCUCCCCUGCCCUCAGCCCCGCCCCCUUGCACACCAACAAGGGGGCGGAGCCACAGGACAAGAGAGGGGAGGGGCAGCCGCCUCCAGACUACCCACAAUCCCUAGAGCCAGACCUGCCACCUGGAUACACCUACCCGGCCGUCGCUAUGGGUUACAGCAGCGGCCCCUCCCCUCAGGACGUACAAUUGGCCGAACCAGCCGACCUGCAAGCCAUGCAGACGGAGCCAGCUCAGCCUGCUCCAAGGCCACUCCCCUUGAGGGAGGAGCCUGUGUGUGAGGAGGGCAAUGCCCCCUUGAGGACGUUGGUGCAGGAGGAGGAGGCGGGCCCUGGGACAGUAGAACCCGGAGGCGGGGUGGAAGGGGGAGGGGUUGAAGGCUGCUGUGCCUCCCCAGAGCUGGAGUCCAGUGGACUGUUCCACUGCCCCAGAACAAAGGGGGGGAUCUCUGAGCUCCCUGCCCCUUCUCCGACUCCCCCUGCUUCCCCUUCUGUGGUGCAAACCGAGGUGGAAGGCUCCUCUUCAGAAUGCGCACAAGUGAUGGAAUCUGGGGAGGAAAGAAAGGAUGAAGAGGAGAAAAAGGAGGGGGGAAACGACGGGCCAGUGGAAGGAGAAGAAAGCAAGGUUUACCAGGACCUCAUGCCUGCCGCAGCUACCCCGUCCUCCCCCGAAGCAAUAGCUGACCUUACUGCCUCGGAGUUGCAGAAGAAUAUCCCCAGCGAAGCCCCUGGGGAUACCUGGGACAGCCCAUCACCACAGGGAGACACGCUUACCCUCAAUACCUCAGGAGACCUGCUGGACCGGACCGUGGUGACAGGCUGGUUACUGGGCCCCAACACUGGCCUGGACUUGCUCAUCGCAGCCAGCCUCAGCGCAGAGGGACAUAUACCUCCUACACCCGUCAUCGCCAACCAACCACAGACCUCAGGCUUUCACCCCUGCCCAGGGAGCCAUGGGAUAGCGCUGCUGAGCGAGCUGGUGGACCUGGAACUUCAGCAGCAAAGGAGCAGGGCAGGAGAGAGUGAAGGAGCGGAGCUGCUGACCUUUGACCUGCAGAGCCUGGCGACCCUGGCUGCAGCUCGCUCUUUGGAGCUCGCCCCCUCCUCCCCCAACCCUGGGAGGCCCUGCCACGUCCGCAGAGCCUUCAACCUGCGCAGGGAGUGCAGCUGGACUCCCCGCCAUGAGCCGGUAUGCCCGGUGAAGGGUGCUAUGGACAGGAUGGACAGCCAGGAGGUGGAGAUGAGGAUGAGGCUGGCAGACCUGCAGAGACAGUACAAGGAGAAGCAGAGGGAGCUUGCCAAGCUGCAGAGGAGGCACGACCACCAGAAGGAGGAGAAGUCCCGCAGCCCGGCUCGGAGGGGUCCCGGCAGGCCUCGCAAGCACAAACCUGCCCCCGGGACUGUCAACACCCCUGGAGAGGGAGCGCGGAGAGUCAAGUCACUUGGUGCGGGGCUAGGGCUCCUGUAUGAAGAGCUGGGAGGGGGAGCAGCAGGAGGAGAGGUGAAGAGGAAGAAAAAUAAACUGUCUGGGUUUGAGCAGCUGAGCACAUCACAGAUGAAGGCUCGGUGCAAGCAGACCAGCUCCCAAGUAGCGCUGAGCUCCAAACUGGACCGGAAAGUGUCCCAACUGAAGCAGAAUGCCAAGGUGCAGCGGGGGGGCUGUGGUGGUACCCCGUUCCGCAAGACAGAGACCCCCACCUGCUCCAUUCCCACCAGGCUGUCGAGGGGCCAGGGCACCCCCAGAGUCGAGCAGAAACGAGUAGGAGAGAGCAGGACCCAGACUGACGCUGGGGUCAGUAUGGACAGAGUGAUUCAGGAGAGCUGGGCGGGGAGGGAGCUCUUCUCGAGGAAGAGGAGUGGGAGGAAGGACGGAGCUCCCCUGACGAGGACCGCCUCUGCCGCAGCAGGCCACCACUCUCCUCAGAGACCACUGGCCAGGAGGCGGAGCCGCCCAGGAAGCGGGCAACCCAAACAGGAAGUGGUCACGGAGAAGACAUCAUCCCGAUCGGAGAACGAGUCUUCAGAGGAGGAAGAGGAGGAUGACUGGAGCUACGACAACAAUGACGGGAAUGAUGACAUCAUUGCCCAACCCUCCAAAGGCCACACCCCCAGCACAGCCCUGUUAGGCCCGUCACCCUCAUCAAUUGUUAAGCUGGAAGCCAAUCAGAAAGCCAAGAAGAAAAAGGAAAGGCAGGGCCUUCUGGGGUCAUUGCAGCUGCCAGUAAUAGAGGGGGAGGGAGAAGUGAAGGUGAGGAAGCGCACCCCCUCCAGACCAGGGAAAAUGAGGAAUGAGAGCAGGGAGCGAGAAGGAGAGAAGCGAGCCAAAGGGUCCAGGCAGCAGCAGCAGGAAAAGGGCUGGACUGACCCCAGCACCAGGAGCAGUCUGUAUCAGGCCAGCUCCGGAGUCCAUCCCUCCAGCACGCCCAGUGAGAGGCUGAGGAAAGCCACAAGGAAGAGCAAAGCACUGCAGGGAUCUUCCAAGCAGAAGAAAAGCAGUGUGCAGGGAGGGGCCCUGUCCCCACGCAGACUGGAAUGUGUCUCCAGCAAGGGCAAGAACAGCAGCAACUUCAGGAGCAAACCGCUGAAGGGUCGUGCGGUGAGUCGGCUGCUGGAGAGCUUUGCUGCGGACGAAGGCUUCCAGAUUGACGAGGACAGCAGCUUCUCGGAGGAGGAGGAGGAGGAGGAGGAGGAGGAGGAGGAGGAGAAGAAUGAGAGCGCCCCCCUCUGCACGCCCCAGGACAGGAGCAGCGCCCCAACCGUCCCUAACUGUACCCUGACAAAAGAGUCCCUAGUGGAUGGGCUGAAGGUCCUAAUUCUCAAAGAGGAUGAUCUGCUGUACGCUGCCUACAUCCACACACUGCAGCCCCCCGACAUCUACAGCAUAAUGAUCGAGGGAGAGAGAGGAAACCGGCCAAGAAUCUACUCCCUCGAGCAACUCUUGCAGGAAGCGGUGCUGGAUGUUCGGCCGCAUUCGGAGCAGGAGCUGACCUCAGGAACCCGGGUGUGUGCCUACUGGAGCGAGCGAUCGCGCUGUCUGUACCCGGGCUACGUGCGCAGAGGGGGCCCCGGCGAGGAAGAGAAGGAAGGCUCUGUAAUGGUGGAAUUCGACGACGGAGACAACGGACGAAUCUCACUGUCCAACAUCCGCCUGCUUCCCCCGGACUACCAGAUCCAAAGUACGGAGCCUCCCUCAGCCAUGCUGGUCUCCAAUGGGAGGCGGCGAUGUCGCAAUGCUGCCGUGAAGAAGACUCUGCAAGGGGACUGUGCUCAGCGAGACUCCCCAGAGAGACGGAGCCACACAGAGCCCGGCAAGACCCAGGGGAGGAGGACUGCCAGCAAGGGAAAGACAGGUAAAGUGAAGACAGCCAACUCAGAAACAAAAAGCACAGCUCCAGGAAGCCUGUGUAAAAGCAGCAGCAGCAGCAGCAGCCCCCUUCUGAGCUGGCCCGGAGUGGCACUGCCCAAAAAGAGAACGCCCCACAAGAUGAGCAUGGGCCUUCAGAACCUGUUCCAGCUCAGUGGGAAUCCCAGGAAGAUGUCCAAGAGCAAGGAGACAGGCAGCGGGGGCUUCACCCUGCACCCGCUCUCCACGCCUCCCUCCACCCCUGCCAAGACCAUCUUCAGCAGCUCCUUCGAGGUGGACUCCUUCAGCAGCAUCGCCAAUGGCUACUCCAGCUUCGGGAGCCAGGCAGGGCUGCCCCUCAGCCCCAGGAACAACACCUCAUCCCGGGGCAAGAGGCUGCCGCACGACGGAGGGCAGAGGGGGAGGAAGGCCGGCAGGGGAGCAGAGUUCCUGGUCAAGCUGGACCACGAGGGUGUAACCUCUCCCAAGACCAAGAACGGCAAGGCUCUGCUGCUGCUGGGGAGCGCAGGGAGCAAUGGCAGGGUGGAGAAGGGUUUCGGGGCCAAGGAGGUGGUGGUGGUGGAUGCCUCUCCUGUGGGAUACACUCCCCCUGUGCUGCUGGUGAAGGACAACAAGAAGGGGGGCGGGAACAGGGCAGACCUCCUCCUGAAAGGGGCCGGCCAGCUACGCAAGCCCCCCGCCUCCUCCCUGGGGCUGGGCGAGUACUCGGAGUUCGGGAUGAACUGCGACAGCGACUGCCACAGCUCCUACUCGGACAUGGAUGAGGAGGACGAUGAAGUGGAGGACGAUGAAAGGAACACCGGAUUGAGGAAUGCCGGCCGCUUCCUGUCACAGCUCUCUGUCUCCUCCACCUCCUCUGUGUCUUCCUGCUCCUCCAGCUCCGGCUCUCUCUCCAGCUCCAGCCUGUGCUCCUCCGACAACGAUUCCUCCUAUAGCUCCGAGGACGAGGAGGACUCCACUCUGCUGCUCCAGUCCUGCCUCUCCUCCCACCCCUCAGUCCCCACCGCCCUGCUGCAGCCCCCGGAGCCCCCCGCCAACGCUGGUUCCUUCGUGGCCAAGGCCAUGGCGGUAAGCAGCAGCAAGCCACUGAAGAGAAAAGAGAGCCCCAGCUCCUCCUCCUCAAAGACAGCCAAGCGGCAGAGGCUGCCCUCCGUCGACAAUGGGCCCAAGAUCUCCAACUUCCUGCCUGCCAGGCAGCUCUGGAAGUGGUCUGGGAACCCCACUCAGAGGCGAGGCAUGAAAGGAAAGGCCAGGAAGCUAUUCUACAAGGCAAUCGUGCGAGGGAAGGAGGCAGUGCACGUGGGAGACUGCGCUGUCUUCCUGUCCGCUGGCCGGCCGCACCUCCCCUACAUCGGCCGAAUCGAGAGCUUCUGGGAGUCCUGGGCCAGCAACAUGGUGGUCAAGGUCAAGUGGUUCUACCAUCCUGAAGAGACCAAGCUGGGCAAGAGACACCGCGACGGCAGGCAUGCCCUGUACCAGUCUUGCCACGAAGACGAGAACGACGUGCAGACCAUCUCUCACAAGUGCCAGGUGGUAACCCAUGAGGAAUAUGAGUGCCUGAGCCAAGGCAGGAAGCAACACAAUGGCCAGGAUCUCUACUACCUGGCCGGGACCUACGACCCCACCACAGGUCAGCUGGUCACUGCCCAGGGGGUGUCCAUCCUCUGCUAGCGGCUGUGGAGACAGGUGACCGGAGACAACGGAUGAGGACUCCACCCCAGCCACCACUCUCCUCUGAGAAACGGUUUGGCUGCUGGAGUUCUAAUGGAGACAGGUUGGAUUGUAUGGGGUUGAGAGGCAGGGUCGGCUCGGUCUACUGCUGCAGCAGAGCUUACCAGAGCUAGCCCAGUCAGACAGGCCCUACAAGGGCCAUGCAGCCCAGUGGUACCAGAAGCACUUGGGAGACAAAAGAGUGGUUUGUUUUGUGGAGGUGGUAGGCACAGUUUCACAUCACCCCUUCAUCUUCUCUCUCUCGGUGAUUAUGUGAAGACCUGGAAUACAGAAGUUAAGGCAUCAUGUUGAUUUAAGCAUCACAGCUCUGUCCCUAUAACUGGUAACUGGUUACUGCAACUGGUAGCUGUUGUACCCAAAGUGCACUGAAGAAUUAUUCAAAGGGUCUUUUUUGGCGGAGAUGACGGACGAGAUCAAUCAGCUUUCUGUAAUCCUCAGCACCUGAAAAAAACAUCCAGCACUUUUUACAAGCGCGCCUGUCAUCCAAGGACUUUUUUUGUAGAAUAAAUAAAAUAGAAAUUUGCCUACAAGUUGGCUGCCAAAGUGGGAGAGAAGAAUGGCGGAAUGGUUUGUUCGUAUUGCAGAGAGGGAUUCCCCGUGUUGCUGAUGUGGAUGUGUGUAUUGAUUGGGAUAGGACGGGGGUAAGAGGAGUCUUGUAUGUAUGGACAGCUUGGGUUUUCUUCAGGGGUGGGACGGUGUGAUAUAGGGACCGUGCUUCAGUAUGAAUUUAAAUAGAGAAUUAUCUCCAGACCUCAUUUUGAUGUUUCCAGGGAUAUUUUUGCCUUGCAGUAAACAAAAAAAAAGAAAAAAAAGAGGAAUGAUGAUUUUCUAAUCAAGCCAUACACGUCAGUACCUCUGCCUGUUAUCUGAAUCAGGUGUAAACUGUACAGGUCAUUCAGUUCCGUGUGUGUGUGUGGGUGUGGGUAUGUAUGUGUGUGUGUGUGUGUGUGUGUGUGUAGAUUAUAUAUAUAUAUAUGUUGUUAUAAUGAUCGACCCAGGACACUGCUCUUAAAAAAUAUAUGAUAAAGGUAAACCUAGCGGUAAAAAAAUGAAGUGCACUGUAUCUGUCCUUCAAUCUUCAUCAGCCCAGCUGGGAGUGUGACGUUUGUGAAAUCUUGUAAAUAGCAAAGCUGAGGGAUUGGGUGUUCCUAGUUUGAAAAACCUGCCUCAUCUUUGUGCAACUGAAAAAGUGGUCUGAGCGGACAGGGCUGUCUGUUAAAUUGUGAUCUCAUUUUAUGUAAUACUUUUUUUUUUUUUUAAAUGGCUGUGCCGUUUGAAUGGAGAAAUCAAACCGCUGCCGUGGAAAAAUAAUUCUUAAUAAAUACCAAUAGUAAAGCAGACACACACACACACACACACACGGAAAUGUCAGCCAUACUGAGCUUACCUCAGACAUUAUAAUGGGCUUCUAGAACUGGGGCCACUCUGGUAUAACACACUUGUUACACUUUGAACACUGAAGGUAAAUCCUUUGUAUUACAAUGCCAUAUACAUGCUGCAAUGUGUGCGUCGACAGAAAAGUAUACACUACACUUCAGAAGUGAUUACAGCCCUCCACUUAACUCCCUCAUGCCGUGUAUUUCUUACACAAAAUGCAGGAUACUUUAUGAUAAUGAACCCGGAGUGGAAGGUCUGAACUUAGAACCUUAAUAGCAUUAAUAGUUUGGUUCUAAUCAAAGGGACGCUGCUUUAUGGUUCAGUGCACCUUUUAAAAACAGAAUGAGGGGCAGGGGGGUAUGAAUUUGUUUUUCUAUCAGGGAGAGGGAGGAGUAAAGUAGGGAGGGAUCUUGAAUAUUUAGCUGAUGGUGAGUUUGUAAAUACAAUAAAUGUGUGACUUCACAAACCAAAGCACCUUCAAAGGGUAUUAUUCGUUUAAUGUAGCUUUUGUUUUAUCUUUUAAAUAUGUAUCUAUUGAAUCGAAUCUUCUUUAAGUGGGACCCUGCAAUCCAAUUGGCCGACGAGAACUUUUUUUGCAAAUUCGUAAAUGAAGACUUGAGAGUGUGUGGCUGUAUGACUAACACAAUACACACACCCAAAGCACUUCCAUGCUCUUUGCAGCGCUAAUGUAAACCUGUGAUUGGACAAUCAGACUUCCACAUGAGAGCAGUGUGAUUGGCUGAAACGAGAAUCCGUUCUGUGUCAUUUAUUUUGCUUUUGCCAAAUAGGUGGUUGUUUUUUGGUUGCUCUUAUCUCUGCUGCUGCAGUUCAAUAUGCAAGCCUGGGUUAACCGUGCUAUUUGAUAACUUUUUUGUUUGUUUGUUUUAAACUACAUUUCUUAUUGUAACCAAGAGCUUUAAAGAGCACUGGUACGGGGAUGUGAUGUCAUGUUUCUCCAGGCAACCAAAGCCUGCUGCAAGUGAAAAGAGCACUAAGGAUAUUACUGUAAACUCUAACUGCUGGGGGACCUUGAGGGAGCGCCAGGAAUAGCUGGCGUUGUGAAACUUAAUAAUCCCUGCAGAUCUGGGAGUCUCAAACUCCAUGGCUACUGCAAGAAGUGAUGUCACACCGGUACCGGUUCAAAACCGUGGCGGCACUGUGCGGUAAAAUAUUUGUGACACUUUUUUGUAAUAAAAAAACAUUUAAGAGGCGUUUAGCCUAAAGCAGGUAUUUAUUUCAUUUUUUUUUCCCCACACAAAAAAGAAAGAAAAAAUAUUGUAAUAAUGUUGCU